Messenger RNA from Exserohilum turcica Et28A, 819 nucleotides. RefSeq lists its product as uncharacterized. NCBI's taxonomy places the organism in Eukaryota, Fungi, Ascomycota, Dothideomycetes, Pleosporales, Pleosporaceae. Bases 1 to 819 code for a protein of 272 amino acids. The record is from RefSeq and is a predicted model, not a curated record. Gene Ontology annotation, molecular function: protein binding. The transcript has a single exon.
AUGCGCACUUCCGUCUUGGGAUUAUCGGGCUAUGCCAGCGUGCUGUGGAACUGGUUCAAGUCAAGUCCUCCAAUCCAAGACACGGCAAAUUCCAGUCCUUCAGACACGUCGAGCUUCAGUCGUCUCCCUGCCGAAGUCGUUCUUAACGUCUGCGAACACCUUUCCGCCCACGAUCUUUGGAACAAUGCACGCCCUGCAUCCCGGCAAUUAGCUGCCUGCGCCAAGGAGGUCCUUCCGCGAAAGGUUUUCCAGGGAAAUAGUAGUCAUGUUUCCUGGUGUUGUUUUUGGUGCAGUUUAGGGGAGCAAAACCUAAUUACUGCAUGCAAGCCUAUUACAUCACUAUUCGCCAACGAGAAGAGCUUACAUUUUCCCGUUUUAAGCGACUAUGCGUUGAUCGCGACGUUAGUCUUUGGGGAUCUAUGCAACUUGACUGCGGGUCGCGAGCCACACAUUCGGAUUCGGCUGGGUGAGGAUGAAGGAGACGGCGUCACAGUCGGGACUGAGGAGCUUCAGCGACAACUUCGGUGGCGAGGACCAUAUUCUGUUCAAGACUUGCAGUCGCAUCAACGCGAAUUUCUGGUGUGGUACUACGCAAAGCGAAGAAAGGAGAGGGCGAGAGGACGCAUCAUGGCGACCCUUGCGUUCACUGCGCAUACCCUCCGUUUCCUUGCAAUGACCGCCGCACUCCUAAUCAGCGGCAUGGCCUUUGCGCUCAUCUUCUGCGUCACCUUGUAUACCUGCAGAAUAUUCAGGAACUUCUAUAGACGCAUAAACAAUCUAGUGCGGUUUUGCGUGGGAAAAGAACCGCUUUACGACUAG